Anoplopoma fimbria (sablefish) is the source of this 1283-nucleotide messenger RNA. It is a transcript of the gene mettl1, whose product is annotated as methyltransferase 1, tRNA methylguanosine. The coding region runs from base 169 to 894 and encodes 241 amino acids. NCBI's taxonomy places the organism in Eukaryota, Metazoa, Chordata, Actinopteri, Perciformes, Anoplopomatidae. Gene Ontology annotation, molecular function: tRNA (guanine(46)-N7)-methyltransferase activity. Gene Ontology annotation, biological process: tRNA methylation; RNA (guanine-N7)-methylation. Gene Ontology annotation, cellular component: tRNA methyltransferase complex. The record is from RefSeq and is a predicted model, not a curated record. The transcript is spliced from 6 exons.
CCUGGCAACCCACGAAGCGACGCCUGCGGAUGACGUCACAUCGCUGCGACUCAUAACCGGUGUGGUGAACUAUCCAGAAACCAACGUGACUUACUUGGACUCGAAUACGUUUGUUUAAUAAUUAAGUUUAAUAAUAUUUUCGGGACUGACGUCUCAGUUUAUUACAACAUGACGUCGUCAAUGCCGCAGAAACGUUUCUACAGACAGCGAGCCCAUUCUAACCCGAUGGCUUACCACACCUUUGACUAUCCUGUGUGUCCUGAGGAGAUGAACUGGUCCGAACUGUAUGAAGACUUCUUCACUGGCAACAUAUCUGAGAAAGAGACCGCCCGAGUUGAGUUUGCUGACAUUGGAUGUGGAUAUGGGGGGCUUUUAGUGGAGUUAUCGACACUUUUUCCAGACAAGCUAAUCCUGGGCCUGGAGAUCCGAGUGAAAGUGUCUGAUUAUGUUCAGGAUCGUAUCCGAUCCCUGCGUGCCUCGGAAUCAGGACGCUAUCAGAACAUCGCCUGCAUUCGCAGCAACGCUAUGAAGUAUCUCCCCAACUUCUUCUCUAAAGGACAGCUCAGUAAGAUGUUCUUCCUCUUUCCUGACCCUCACUUUAAGAAGACCAAGCACAAGUGGAGGAUUAUUAGUCCCACAUUGUUGGCAGAGUACGCCUACACCCUGAGAGUCGGGGGUUUGGUUUAUACCAUGACGGAUGUGGAGGAAGUGCACGUCUGGAUGGUAAAGCACUUCACUGAACAUCCACUGUUUACACGUGUCGCCGAUGAAGAACUGGUUGGUGAUGUGAUCAUAAAUCGUUUGGGUACCUGUACAGAGGAAGGAAAGAAAGUGCAGAGAAAUGGAGGGAAGAAUUUCCUCGCAGUUUUCCGAAGGAUUGAGGAUUCAAACUAAGACCCAACAGUUUGGCCAUGCAAUGAACUGAAAUAAUGGUCUUAUGCAGUCAAGUAUACAUGGAGGAUAAUGCUGCUCUGUGGAUCUGGAGGCUGUGGCUUGUUCCCCAGCACAUAAACAGUAAUAUUAAUGGACCAACAGUUACAUCACACAAGGGUUUGUGUUUGAGUUUGUUUCACAUGGUUUAUGUAUUUCAUUUCUAGACUUACAAAAGACAGCACAAGGGGUGUAAAUUAUAAAAGCAUCUCUAUUCAGACUGGACUUGACGUGAUAUGUUUUGUAUCGCUUUUUUUAAUUGAUUUUUAAUGAGUCCCUUCUGUUUCUUUUUAAACUUCAGAGUUUUGUUUUGGAUUUCCUGUAAAGCUUAAUUCUUUUACAACAGAAAACAG